Messenger RNA from Ambispora leptoticha, 1539 nucleotides. The record is from the annotation of a GenBank genome assembly. Lineage: Eukaryota; Fungi; Glomeromycota; Glomeromycetes; Archaeosporales; Ambisporaceae.
AUGGGUAAAGGAACGGAUAAAAUGUACAUUACUCACUCUGAAUGGUCGGGUGAGUUCGGUGGAAUGCAGUUUGGUGGAAUUCAGGCCAGAAAACAGACGGAGACAUUUAGGCGGCUUCCCUUUUACUGUUGUUCUUUGUCUUUACAACCAUUUGAGUACCCUUAUUGUACUCCUGAUGGUACAAUUUUUGAUAUGACAAAUAUUUAUGCCUAUAUAAAAAAACACGGAACAAAUCCUGUUACAGGGGAAAAACUUGAACUGAAAUCACUGAUUAAGUUGAACUUCUUUAAAAAUGCUAAUGACGAAUAUCAUUGUCCCUCCACAUUUAAGGUAUUUUCGGACCAUACACACAUUGUGGCAAUUAAAACUACUGGAAAUGUAUUUUCUUGGGAAGCAGUCGAGCGAUUGAAUAUCAAAGCAAAAAAUUGGAGGGAUUUGCUUACUGACGAACCUUUCACACGAAAAGAUAUCAUCACAAUACAAGAUCCUCAUAAUCUUGAGGCACGUAAUUUAUCCAAUUUCUAUUAUCUGAAAAAUGAUAUCAAAGUCGUUGAUGAAGAAGAGGAAAAGGCAAAACAAAAUCCUUUAUAUGAUAUAAAUGUUAAGGCAACUGGCUCCGCGGGAAAAGUCUUGGAAAAUAUUUCUAAAAAGAAUGAAGAUACAUCAGUUAUAAAAACUGAAUCUAACACAAAGAAAUCAAAAAAAACACCAUAUAAUGCAGCACAUUACUCCACAGGCAUGGCAGCAGCUUCGUUUACAUCUACUGCAAUGGACCCGGUAACAGAAAACAUCGCGGCUUUAUUAGACGAAGAGGAAUUCAUGUUUAAGGAAAUCAAGGAAAAAGGGUAUGUUCGAAUAGUUACAAAUCUCGGAAAUAUUAACGUUGAACUUUUUUGUAAUAAGUCCCCACGUACAUGUUAUAACUUUAUAAUGUUAUCAAAGCAGGGGUACUAUAAAAAUGUUAUAUUUCAUCGUAAAAUCAAGAAUUUCAUGAUUCAAGGUGGUGAUCCUACCGGGACUGGUAAAGGAGGUGAAUCUUUUUGGAAAAAAGAUUUUGCUGACGAAUUUAAGAGCAAUUUAUCACAUAAUGAACGUGGGCUUCUUAGUAUGGCGAAUAAAGGCAAGAACACAAAUUCUUCACAAUUGCAAGAAGUCCUCGACAAAAUGGAAUCAAUUUCCACGGAUGAAGCUGAUCGUCCGUUGCAAGAAAUAAAAAUGAUUGACACAAUUGUAUUUGUGAAUCCUUUCGAAGAGUAUAAGAAAAAAUUACAAAAAAAAUUAGAGCGAAACAAUGCAGAAUCAGGAAGGACACGUUCUAAUGUCAAAUCUGAAAAGGAUACUACAACGUGGUUUGGGACAUCUUUAAAUCGAUCAACUGGCUCCAAUACAACAGAAAGUGGUGUUGGGAAAUAUUUGCAAUCAUCGUCUGUUGCUAAGAAGCGAGAUGCAAAUUUGGACGAGGAAGAGGAUUUGAUAGUUCAUACUUCAAAAAAACCAAAACCAACGGGAUAUCGCUUUACUGAUUUUAGCAAUUGGUAA